CGCGUUUGAAUAGGAAUCUCCAAUUUGAAGGAUACCCGACCAGGAGAUCUACGUCUACUUGAACUGAGCCUUUCUGGGAUGGUUAACUGAGCUCUCAUUUCUUUCUCCGUUCCAUUUCCCUGGUUUUUGCAUCCCCAGCAUCAUGUCGCGCACCGACUUCUCCCCAACAGCACCCUACAGCGAGCCUUUGCUUCCUCAAUUGGACGUCCAAAAUCCAUACUACACCGAGCUCCACUACAACCUUCGGGCCUGGGUGCGGAAGUAUGUCGAGGAGAACAUUGCGCCGUACGCUCACGAGUGGGAGUCUGCAGGCCAGAUACCCGAACCGGUUCGCCAACGCCACUGCCAGCUGGGGUUUGGGAUAGUCCACCCCCUGACGACGGUCGAGGAUGCAGCCGGACUAUCCCUUCCAGGGAAUGUGCCGCGGGAAAAGUGGGAUACGUGGUGUAGCCUGAUCCUGGCAGACGAGAUUACACGCGUUGGUUAUGUCGGCGUCUCCUGGGGGCUGGGCGGCGGUAAUAGCAUUGGGUGUCCGCCUAUUGCGAAAUUUGGGACGCCGCAGCAAAGACAACGAUGGCUUCCCAGGGUUGCGAAGGGGGAGAUUCGAUUCUGUCUUGGGAUUACUGAGCCUGAUGCGGGUUCGGACGUCGCGAAUAUCUGUACCACUGCCAAACGUGAGGGAGACCACUAUAUUGUCAACGGAUCGAAGAAGUGGAUCACGAAUGGUAUCUGGGCCGACUAUUGUACGGCUGCGGUCAGGACCGGAGGGCCUGGGAAAUCUGGGAUCAGCCUGCUGGUGAUUCCUCUAUCGGCUCCCGGGGUGACUCGCAAGAGGAUGCACAACUCGGGUGUGAAUGCUAGUGGUUCAACAUUCAUUGAACUGGACGAUGUUCGAGUCCCGGCUGACCACCUGAUCGGCGAGGAGAACAACGGUUUCCCUCUCAUCAUGUCCAACUUCAACCCCGAGCGUCUCUCCCUCGCCUGUGCAUCCUUGCGCCUCGCACGCGUCUGCGCAGAAGACGCCUUCAACUACGCCGUGCAGCGCGAGACCUUCGGCUCCCCACUAAUCCAAAAGCAAGCGAUCCAGUCCAAGAUAUUUAAAUUCGGGCUCAUGAUCGAACCCGCGUACGCAUUCAUGGAGCAGCUAGUCAACAUCGUCGAGCAGACCAAGAACCGGCCGACAGACGAUGUCCGAAUCGGGGGCAUGACGGCGUUACUCAAGGUGAUGUCCACCCGGGCUCUAGAGAAAAGCGUCCGCGAAGCCCAGCAGAUCUUUGGAGGCGCUGGUUACAACAAGGCUGGCAAGGGAGCACGCGUGGAGCAGAUUAGUCGUGAUGCCCGUGUCCAUGUCGUUGGCGGCGGUAGCGAGGAGAUCAUGAUGGGUCUUGCUUUGCAGGAGGAGACGAAGGCGCUUCGCACGAGGCGUAAGGCUUUGGAGAAAGCGUCGCGGUUGUAA
This is a messenger RNA of Aspergillus campestris IBT 28561, 1456 nucleotides long. RefSeq names its product acyl-CoA dehydrogenase family protein. Gene Ontology annotation, molecular function: flavin adenine dinucleotide binding; oxidoreductase activity, acting on the CH-CH group of donors. The transcript has 4 exons. Bases 143 to 1456 code for a protein of 437 amino acids. Lineage: Eukaryota; Fungi; Ascomycota; Eurotiomycetes; Eurotiales; Aspergillaceae. The record is from RefSeq and is a predicted model, not a curated record.